GAACGAGUCGGAAAGAUGAAGACAAAUGUUCUAAAUUUGUUUUAUCUGUCUUUUGUGUUUUGUCUCUUUUUUUCUUGUGUGCUUUCUUCCUGUCCUGCUCCACAAAUUGAUGGAAUUUACAAAAAGUUGAUCUUCAAUAUACCUUUGAAAAUUGUCACAAACGACACGUUCAGAGGUUGUGACAAAAGUGUGAACUACAUUAAUAUGGAUGGACUCGGAAUUGAGCAGGUAUCUGGAAAUGCUUUUGAUGACUUUUAUAAUUUGGUAUAUUUAACACUUGCUAAUAAUGACAUAUCUCUGUUGCCUUCUUCGUUACUGGACUACAAACGAGGGAUUGAAUAUUUCAGAAUUGACAACAACCGGCUUGACCGCAUUGAGGAUGGAACGUUCAAACACUUCGAUAACGUUCGAGAAAUACAUCUUCAAAAUAACAGCAUUAGGUAUAUGGGACCAAAUGCCUUUCCCAAAAAUCUUCGACUUCUAGAGCAUGUCAAUGUAUCAUAUAACUCCUUAACAUAUUUUGAACCAUGGCCCUUUAUACCGGAGGCGGAUCCAGGUGAUAAUAUUGAUGUCGUUUUUGACUUCAGGUAUAACUCGAUUUCCGAAUUCCGAAACUCACUGAAUUGGAUAUAUAAUUUGAUUCAACCUUACGAGUAUGCUAUUUAUCUCAGUUUUAACAAUUUUUCAACUUUGACUGCAGAUAUGGUUUAUCUUUACAACCCGAAUUAUACGGGAGAUCCUUUUCCGGAAUUCCUAUCGUUCCGAAUGAACGUGUCGCAAAAUCCAUUUUUCUGCGACUGUAAACUUUAUCCGUUUGUCGAAUUCUUGCACAAUUCUUUGUUUUAUUUCUAUAAAGUAGAAGACUUUCGCUAUCGAUGUGCUGCGCCAUAUUCGCUGGUGGGAAAAGAUUUCUUCCAUGAUGUACCCCUUGAAGACUUUGUUUGUGACGUCACUGAUGAUUGUCCUUCAGGCUGUAUGUGUCAAGAACAGCCAAAUAAUGGAUACCUUCUCGUCAACUGCAGUUUCUCUAAAGAUCAAAAUGGACAACAAAUGAACAAACUUCCUGAUAAACUUCCAAAUCCUCUAUAUGGAAAAAUAUCUUUGCAUUUGGAUGGACACAAUAUUCGAUUAUUGGAGAAUAGGAAUUACCUCCCAAAACUUGUUAAUCUAAUUCUUAGCAAAAACCGUCUCGAAGACGUCAACCAAGAUGCUUUAGAAUCUAUGAACAGCACACAGCAUUUAGAUUUAUCUGAAAAUAAGCUAAAAUAUUUACCAAAGAUUAUUCAGCGUUUUACAAUAGAUAAAGUACGGAUAAAUUCCAAUCAAUUUGAAUGUGAUUGCGACAUGAUCUGGAUGACAGAAUGGAUAAAUUUGGUCCCAAUCGAACCAAAUUAUGACGUAAAAUGUAACAGAGAUGAUGACCUACUUCUCAUACGUCAAAUAACAGCUGAAAAACUUGGAUGCAAAGUUGUACUUGAAAUCGUUGUCGUCAUUGUUGUAUUAGGAAUUGUCAUCGCGAUUAUUAUUGGAGCGGUCGUUACUGCCAGAAGAUGUCCUUAUGAAACCAAGGUCCUACUGUACCGAUUCUUUGGAGUGCAUCCAAUUCCAUGGUGGCCUGAUCCUGAUCCCCACGCGGAAUACGAUAUUUAUAUCUCGCACUAUGAGCAUGACAUACAAGCCAGACAGUGGGUGAGAACUAAGUUUCUUCAGAAACUUGAAGAAAAUCAAAAAAAGAAAUAUAAAGUAUUCUAUUCUGAGAGAGAUCUUAAUAUCGGAGGCGACCUGUUUGAUGACCUAGUUACCAAUAUGAAGAAAAGCAAGAGAAUAGUUUUCCUAUUAACCAAUGAAUUUUUUGACGAUGAGAGAAGUAUUUUCGAGGCUGAUCAAGCAGAAGUGGAACAUCGAUCAAGUGACAACCUGUAUGGUCGUGUGAUUUAUAUUUUAUGGAACAAGGAUAUUAAAAAAAGAUUAAAAUCAGAUCCCUGGAAGUCAAGAGUGGAAGGAAAGCGCGUACUCUGUCCAGAUGACAGAUUCUUUUGGUCCAAGAUGAGAUACGAACUUCCAUUAAAACCUCUUCCAACACCUCAUCCGACAGAUUUUACAGCGAUGUUUGUGUAA
Molecule: messenger RNA, 2118 nt
Organism: Saccostrea echinata
Lineage: Eukaryota; Metazoa; Mollusca; Bivalvia; Ostreida; Ostreidae
Product: slit homolog 2 protein-like
Exons: 1
Coding region: 16-2118 (700 amino acids)
Biological process (GO): signal transduction
Cellular component (GO): plasma membrane
Molecular function (GO): protein binding
Source: RefSeq, a predicted model, not a curated record